Molecule: messenger RNA, 2082 nt
Organism: Xyrauchen texanus (razorback sucker)
Lineage: Eukaryota; Metazoa; Chordata; Actinopteri; Cypriniformes; Catostomidae
Product: E3 ubiquitin-protein ligase TRIM16-like
Exons: 6
Coding region: 66-1718 (550 amino acids)
Molecular function (GO): protein binding; zinc ion binding
Source: RefSeq, a predicted model, not a curated record
CCGAAACUUAAGUGCUGUUGAGUUUUAGGCUGUGCAUCUCUCUGUCUGUGUGUCCAUUCAUUGAAAUGGCAGAAGGCAGUUUUUCUCAGGAUCAGUUCAGCUGUCCAGUGUGUCUGGAUCUACUGAAGGAUCCAGUGACCAUUCCUUGUGGACACAGUUACUGCAUGAGCUGUAUUACAGACUGCUGGGAUCAAGAGGAUCAGAAGGGAGUCUACAGCUGUCCUCAGUGCAGACACUCCUUCACUACAAGACCUGCUUUAUUUAAGAAUGUGAUGUUUGCCGAAUUGAUAGACAAACUGAAGAAGACAAAACUUCAAACUGCUCGUCCUGCUCACUGUUACGCUGGACCUGGAGAUGUGGAGUGUGACGUCUGUACUGGGAAAAAAUACAAAGCUGUCAAGUCCUGUCUGGAUUGUCUGAACUCUUACUGUCAAAAUCAUCUUGAACAACAUGAGAAUCUCUUUAAAGAUAGGAGGCAUAAUCUGAUGGAUCCCACUAGACGACUCCAUGAGAUGAUCUGCUCAAAACAUAAUAAACAGCUGGAAAUCUACUGUCGUACUGACCAGAUGUGCAUUUGUUAUCUGUGUACGAUGGACGAACAUAAAAACCAUGAUAUUGUAACAACUGCUGCAGAGAGGACUGAGAAACAGAGUCUUUUGGGAGAGACACAGAGGAAACUGCAGCAAAGAAUCCAGGAGAGCGAGAAGAAGCUUGAGGAGCUGAAAGAGGCUGUGAAGUCUCAUAAGCACUCUGCACAGACAGCAGUGAAGAACAGUGAGAGGAUCUUUACUGAGCUGAUGCGCUCUAUUGAGAGAAGCCACUCUGAGGUGACACAACUGAUCAGAGAUCAGGAAAAGUCUGCAGUGAGUCAAGCUGAAGGACUCUUGGAGCGACUAGAGCAGGAGAUUGCUGAUCUGAGGAGGAGAGACGCUGAGCUGGAGCAGCUUUCACACGCACAUGAUCACAUACAUUUCCUGCAGAGUUUCCAGUCUCUCUCUGCACCUCCUGAAUCUACAGUCUUAUCCAACAUUACUGUCAGUUCUCUCCUCUCUUUUGAUGAUGUGGGAAAAUCUGUCUCUAAACUGAAAGAAAAACUUCAGGAUUUCUGUAAAGAGGAGAUAGAAAAGAUAUCUGAUAGAGUGACAUACAUCAAAAUUAUUCCAUCCAAACAACCCAAAAUCAGGGAGGAGUUCCUGCAGUAUUACAGUCGGUUCACUCUGGAUUCAAACACAGUGAAUGAAAUCCUCCGUCUGUCUGAGGGGAACAGAGUGGUUACUGACACUGGUACAGUCCAGCAGUAUCCUGAUCAUCCACACAGAUUUGAUGAUUUUUCUCAGGUGUUGUGUAGAGAGAGUGUGUGUGGACGCUGUUACUGGGAGCUCGAGUGGAGUGACGGUGUGUAUAUAUCAGUGUCAUAUAAGAGCAUCAGCAGGAAGGGAUGGUUAAAGUGUUUAUUUGGAUAUAAUAAUCAGUCCUGGAGUUUGUUCUGCGCUCCCUCCAGAUACUCAUUCGGGCACAAUAAUAAAUGGACUGAACUCCCCGUGUCGCACAACUCUUCUAGAAUAGGAGUGUAUGUGGAUCACAGUGCAGGAACUCUGUCCUUCUACAGCAUCUCUGACACAAUGACCCUCAUCCACAGAGAACAGACCACAUUCACUCAACCUCUCUAUCCUGGGUUUAUGUUAAUUAAUGGAUCAACAAUCAAACUGUGUCAUUAACAAAAUAUAAGAUAAAGUAAUUCUACAAAUAAUAUUGUCACAUCACAGUUCACAAAAUCAACACUUGUCACUGAUGACACAUCAGAUUUGACAGUAAUUGAAUAAAAACCUGAUCAGCCAAAUUAUAUCAGAACUAAACAACUAAAUAAACCGUGAGUAUGUAUGAUUUUGAAAAGGUGUGUGUGUGUGUGUGUGUGUUAAUGUAAAUCAUUAAUUCAGUUUUUGUUACAGUGUCGUGUAAACGAUUCUUGUAAAAUGUAUUGACAAAUCAAAUGUAACUUUGUAUUGAAACUUGCAUCACUUCUAAUAAAUGUUUAUUUAUAAAUGGUCUAUUUCUAAAAUUUGCACAAACCAAUAAAGCACA